UUUAAACCCUCGUCUCUUCCUUGGUAGAGACAUUACUUUAAACACAACACGGCCGCACCUUCUAAGAAAUCUCAUAGGAGAAACUCCAAAGACGGUGGUCCUAAGUUCAACAAGUCAUUCAAGACGGCCUUCAAACCAAGUAAGGAAACAAACAAAGCCGUUCAAUCCAAGACUAUGGCAUUGCAGCUCGAAGACGACGUUCCCGACUUCCCUAGAGGUGGAGUCAGUUCCUUCGGCAAACGCGAACGAGAGGAGAUUCAUGCAGAAUUUGGGGCUGAGACAAAUAAGUCGAAGAAGAACAAGAGGAUAAAGAUGCAAAAGAAAACUGCCGCUCAAGGAGAUGACCUGGGUUCGCUUUUCGGCAAUGGUAUCACUGGAAAACUACCUAGAUUUGCUAGUAAGAUAACUCUAAAGAAUAUUUCUCCUGGGAUGAAGCUUUGGGGAGUUGUUGCUGAAAUGAAUGAGAAGGAAGAAUGCAAAGUUCUUGCACAAGCAGAAUCAAGGUCUUCAAUUCGUCCGCUUGAGGUCAUACUUGAUGACAUUGAACACUCAGAUGUACAUAUUGUAGCUAGUCAAAACCAAGGGCUUAUUGAUACAGUAGACAUCGUAGAUGGGAAGGAGAAAAGACAAGCAAAGGAAGAGAGGGAGCAAGAAAUAAGAGCUGCUGAAGAAAGACUAUUGGAAAAAAAUAUCCCGACAACUGCUGAUGAUUAUGAGAAACUGGUUAGAAGCUCUCCUAAUAGCAGUUUGGUUUGGAUGAAGUACAUGGCCUUUGUACUCUCUUUGGCUGAUGUUGAGAAAGCUCGUUCUAUUGUGGAGAGGGUUCUGAGGACGAUAAACGUUCAGGAAGAGAAUGAGAAGCUUAACAUUUGGGUGGCUUAUUUCAAUUUGGAAAAUGAAUAUGGAAAUCCUCCAGAGGAAGCUAUGAUGAAAGUGUUCCAUAGAGCAUUGCAGUGCUGUGAUCCUAAAAAGAUCCAUCUGGUACUCUUGGGAAUGUAUGAAAGAACUGGCCAAGACAAAUUUGUUGACGAGCUUCUUGACAAAAUGAUCAAGAAAUUCAAGCAUUCUUGCAAGGUUUGGUUAAGGCGGGUGCAGAGUCUUCUAACACAACAGCAAGAUAGGGUUCAAUUCGUUGUACAACGUACUUUGUUGAGUCUUCCCCGUCAUAAGCAUAUUAAGUUCAUCUCUCAGACAACUAUUUUGGAGUUCAAAUGUGGAGUUCCAGAAAGAGGGCGAUCCUUGCUUGAAGGAAUAUUGCGGGAGUACCCAAAGAGAACAAACUUGUGGAGCAUUUAUCUUGAUCAAGAGAUCCGACUUGGAGAUGUGGAUGUAAUUCGUGCAUUGUUUGAGAGGGCGAUUAGCCUGAGCCUUCCUCCUAAAAAGAUGAAAUUCCUGUUCAAGAAGUAUCUCGAGUAUGAGAAGUCUAACGGUGAUGAAAAACGGGUGGAAUAUGUGAAACAGAAAGCAAUGGACUACGUUCAGAGCACACUAACUUGAUGCCGAUCGAUCAUUUCCCCACCGUACCCGGGCCUGAUAACCUCUGAGAAUGAAUUUAUGUUUUAUGGAAUCAUUUUGCCAUCGACUAAAUCUCAGGGCUUUUUGGCCUCCAAGGAUUGAUGACACAUAAGAGUAAUGUCAAUAUGCUUGGCAGUAGGAGCUCUCUUACCAUUCCACACCAAGUAUCCAAUAUUUGCUCCAUUGUUCCAACACCCAAAAUGGCAUUGUAGUAUUGUUCUUCUC
Molecule: messenger RNA, 1740 nt
Organism: Tripterygium wilfordii
Lineage: Eukaryota; Viridiplantae; Streptophyta; Magnoliopsida; Celastrales; Celastraceae
Product: rRNA biogenesis protein RRP5-like
Exons: 10
Coding region: 175-1497 (440 amino acids)
Biological process (GO): rRNA processing
Cellular component (GO): nucleolus; nucleus; small-subunit processome
Molecular function (GO): protein binding; RNA binding
Source: RefSeq, a predicted model, not a curated record